AUGAACAACAACUUCCGGAGGAGCAUAUCCGAAGACUCUACUUGGGGCAACUACAUUGUGGCUCAGAGCCCCUUUGACGAAGGAUCGUCAGUGAACUUGUGGCGGCUCAUCUACCACCAGAACGUCUCCACCGUCGUCGUUUUGUCCAGGACCAUUGAGGACGGCACGCGCAAGUGUCAUCAGUACUGGCCGGAUAUAGGCAAGAUCAAGCUCGGAAAAUUCAAGAUAUCCGUGUUCAACACCGUGUCCGCCCUGCGCGCCGAGCGUCCCCACAUGAUCCAGACUUUUCACCAAUAUGUCUUUCUCUACGAUGCGGUUUUCGAGCACCAACACGCGGGGAACACUGUCAUGGGGGACAACUUCCGUGAAUGUUACCAGAUGCUCGUGAAGCGCAACCCCGUGACCGGCCGCUCGUACCUCCGCGACCAGUUCCUCCUGCUGCGGCUGGGAACCUGGGCUCCAGACGCAACGCCUUCUUCGUGGACAGCUACCCAGGCGCCAUCACUACGUGCUGAGCCCCACUCCACGCCGUAUGAGGUGUGCGACUUUUGGCAGCUGGUGUACGACAACAACAUCACCGCCAUCAUCAUGCUGGACGAAGACGUGACGGUGUGUUCGACGAACAGUCGAAGGCAGCAAGGGCUGUACUGGCCCAAGUCUGGGUCACUGCAAUGGGAGCCAUUUAUAGUGGAACUGGUGGGCAGCAACUCGCAAAACGGAAUCCUGACCCGCACUUUGACCUUGGUCCAUAAAUAUCAUAGACACGAAGAUCCCAGGUGCAUCAGACAGUUCCACUUCCGCGACUGGGGCCAAGUGACCGGAUGCUUCCGAAAGACGAUGGAGAAGAGCACCCAGGCCUCUUCCCAGCACGGCAGGCAGAAACUGCUGCAGAUGCUGCACCUGGUCAAGAUGUGGCAGGACCAGUGCAGUCUCGACUCCACUCCUGUCCUGCUGCACUGCGCAGACGGCGUCAGCGGAAGUGGCGUGGUGGUCGCCUUGGCGCUGAUCAUCCGUCGCAUGAGGGAGGAGGGACAAGUUAGCGUGUACCGACAAGUUCGCAAACUCCACAAAUGUUCCUCCAACAUCAUUGGCGCUUUCGAGCAGUACAAGUUCUUGUACAAGUGUCUCUGGGAUUACACCAACAUGAAUAAGCCUGGUGGAGUUUUUUCUGCUGGUCUGGAUAGUUAUCGCAGUAGCUAUCCUCAGGGAUUGAAUGGACUUGGAGAGUGGCGGCAAAGCUUCGCUGGUCCAGACAACAUCUACAACGACUUAGAUCAGGAUUCCAAGAGCAGCAGCAGCAGCAGCAGCUCGUCGGACGACAGGAGCCCCAGAGCCUCCAAGCGACGUUCCCACGCUAGGCAGUGGUCUCCCGGCCACCAGAAUAGUUUCAGCUACCUGCGGCGUCAGGGUUCACUGGGGUCACGGCGUUUCUUGAGUCCGACAAUGGAGCUACUGUCGCCGGGCAAUCUCUCUGCCAAACCUGUUUACUCCAUCUCGGGUAGCAGUGCUUCCACUGACGAUUACUCCGCAGACCUCCCGACAAUGACCGUGCCCUCCAUCUUCGUUCGCAAGUCCACGCAACCGCGGCUGUCGCGUCAGACCUUCCGAUCCUCUCCCAGCCUGGUCUCCCGGCACCUGAGCUGGUCACCGGCCCGGGGGAGCGUUUCUCAGAGGCUAUCUUACAGCGCCCCCAAGCGUCGCUCGACGUUAUCACCGGGAUACCGUUACAGCAUGCACGGGAUGAUGACCACCAGGGAUAACAUGGGGAAGAUGGCGACCUCUAGGGACGCGGAUACUUUCUAUUUCAAGCAGCACUCGUUGUACCCCGACCUCUCUGCUCAGACUGGGGUCGUGCAAGAGUCCGGCACCAGCAACAGUUACGUCAGCUCGUUGUCUGCGUCGCAUUUGAGCACAGCUGGCGGCGGGACCUUCAAGCGGUCAUCGGUUUGGACCACAUCCGGGUCACCUGUUGGGCGGAGCAAUGUGAAGUCACCUUCUCCCAGGAAUCUCUCUGCUUUACCCAUUCGCCGAAGUUUCCCAUCUCUUUCCUCCCCGAAUCGGCGGCUGACGUCCCCUCACAACACCCUCCAGGUGCCACAGCGACAGAGUCUUGCCAGACAGAGGUUCGUGGACCAACGUUCGUCAUCAGCCGCAGCCAGGGUCAGCCCACAAAGGUCGGAGAGCCGUGUGAAAAAGGUGACAGAGCUGCUCGACGACGAUGGGGUCUUCUACCACAGCGAGGUGACGGAUACGGUCAUGAAUAUCUCCUCCUCAUCCGAUAACAUCUAAUCGUCUCACGCGAAGCCUCUCUUACUUCUGUCGACCUGAUACACCGUCAACUGACACACCAAGACAACAGUACUUGUCUUAUUCUGUCUGACGACUUUCAGAUGCUUGACUCUCGGUAUUUUUGCUGUAUUCUUUAUCUUCUUCAUUUUUUUAAAAAAAAAACCUUCAUCGUUUCUUUGUCUUUCUAUACUAGGACUGAGCAUUUGUUUGAUAGUCCCACAACAUUAACUGACUAAACAACAGACUAAACAGUUUUUCAUGGUUUAUUCAGUCGGUUCGUGCCAGCAAAAACUUAUUCUGCUCCUUGUGGCGAUCGUGCUGCUUCGCUUUCUUUGAUUUACGCCUUAAUAUUCUAUUUUCUGUCUUCGCCAAAAAUAUUGUGUUUAAACCUUCCAAGAAAUAGAACACUUCUUCAUUUUAUCUGUUUUUGUUUACCAAUUUUCUCGAGUUUUCCCACUCGUCAUCUCUCUCCAUGCACGCACGAACUCCUAAAACACACACACACAUACAAAUCAGACUUUUUUCAGGGUCUCGAGCUCUGACCUCGAUGGUUGACCUGCACUUACACUUGCCAAUCAAACCAAAGCAGGACUCACGAGAAGUUGAACAGUCUCGACACAGAUAAAAAUAUUUCCAGCUCUCUUGCGAAUCUUAUUUAGGUUGUAUUAAGUGUUUACAAAUCAUUAAAAGAUUUGGGGGUAACUUUUAAAACACUUCCACGUUUGUUUUCUUUUGUUCAUGAUGAAUAAAAGACAUAUGCAGUAUUUGUUGGAGGGAUGAUACACAAGUAACAUGUGGACAUUUCUGAGAGCCAGAACACACGCUUUACAAAAAUCCCUCCUUCGUGUUCAUUCCGACAUUCCCCCAAAUACUAUUGUAAAAAAAAAAAAAAAAAAAUGGAAGGACGUAGUUACUUUCAUCUGUUGCGCUGUUUGUAUUCCUUUAUAGACCUGAUCUCCUGUUCCGGCCAUUUGAACUCCAACUACAAUAAUACUUAAAUGAUGAUUGAAAAAUGGACAAUACAAUCAAAACGUGGUUUCACCAGGUAGACUCCGCUGUCGCCUCUUAUCAUAAAAUCAAAAAAUCAGAUCUUCCUUUCAAGGAAUUUGUUGGAAGCUAUUUCGAUCUUAACCCCUCCAGCCAUCUAGUUCUCGCCACUGUCAGAUGUAAAGAUGAGAGGUGUCGGCUGGGAAAGUAGCACAUUAUCGUUCUUUCUUAGUUGCAGGUCAUGAAUAUUUACAGACCUUUCAGUACCGGGAUCGAAGGCCUA
Pomacea canaliculata is the source of this 3559-nucleotide messenger RNA. RefSeq lists its product as uncharacterized. The record is from RefSeq and is a predicted model, not a curated record. Bases 1 to 2289 code for a protein of 762 amino acids. Gene Ontology annotation, molecular function: protein tyrosine phosphatase activity. The transcript is spliced from 9 exons. NCBI's taxonomy places the organism in Eukaryota, Metazoa, Mollusca, Gastropoda, Architaenioglossa, Ampullariidae. Gene Ontology annotation, biological process: protein dephosphorylation.